Messenger RNA from Cladophialophora yegresii CBS 114405, 1032 nucleotides. RefSeq lists its product as uncharacterized. The transcript has a single exon. The record is from RefSeq and is a predicted model, not a curated record. The coding region runs from base 1 to 1032 and encodes 343 amino acids. NCBI's taxonomy places the organism in Eukaryota, Fungi, Ascomycota, Eurotiomycetes, Chaetothyriales, Herpotrichiellaceae.
AUGGUGCUUCUGACUUCGUCCACCGUAUCCGCCUUAAUUUCGGGAGGAGUUGUUUGCUUAUUCACAUUCCUGCUGUUUCUAUCCGGAUACGUGCUACAACAACAAUCAGUCCGCUCGAUCCAGGAAGCCAUCCGACGACCACCCGAGCCACAACCCGUGCCAACUUUACCGCCUCAAUUCCGAGAGCCUGAGAAUGAGACCGUUGGAGUUGCAUUAGAGCCCCCUGAGCGGGAUGCGGAGUCCGUCAUUGGUGGAAGCCGGGGCCCAUGGGCAGACUCUGUACAAGUACCUGUGGUUGCGUCGACUGGGGAGCAGAAGCCGAGGAAGGACUCGCCGCCUCAACGACUGGCGUACAUAUUCGCCCUUGAGGAACCAUUGCAUCUAUGUUCGGCACUUCUCUUCGCCAAGCAACAACGAUCAGCAAGUCGAUUGCCACAGGAGCCGUCGAUCGUCCUCCUCUACCCGUCGACGUGGGAGUCGGAUCCGUCGCCGUUGUUCACCUCCGUACUGAGCUUCAUGCGAGAUGUCCAAGAGCUAUAUGAUGUCGUGUAUCGGCCGGUGCAGAUACGCGAUGCAUGGAAUACUCGGGCCUUACUCCUUGGGGAGCUUCAGUGGGGAAGGUGGGACUACGAUCAGGCACUGUACUUGCGUUCACCGGGGAUGGGUCUCGACAUCCAGACUCUGGAUAGUACGCUCGCGUCUCUAGACACAAGACAGUCAUGGACACCGUUGAACCCUUCGUCCGGAGACGAUCCUGAGGUUCUCCUCAGAACGUCUCGAGGUCUGCAGAGUCCGAGGGGUCCAACGAGAAAGCUUAUUGUCUCAGCAAAUCAUCGGGUCACAGAGGCUGACGAGGGCGGGGAAAGUGCCGAUACUCUGGAAAGAGAUUCUGCAUAUAUGUUGUUCUCCGACCAGCGUCCUAGUGAUGAAAGCCAGAUUGAGUGGUACGGCGACUUGAAGCACCAAUUCCACGAGGGCAGGAGAACAGUGUGCGAGGGUAGCGGCUUGUUGAGUGACACCAAGAUGCCAUAG